CUCCGGACCCAUAGGGGGGCUGCGCUCGCGGCACCGCGGCAGCAGUCGGGGCAGGUGGGCCGCCGCCCAGGCUGAGGUGGCGCCCAAGACCCGGCUGAGCUCGCCCAGGGGGGGCGGCCGCAGGAAACAGCCGCCACCGCCACCGCCGGCCUCCGGCAGCAGCGCCAGCGGCCCGGGCCGGGGGGGCCGAGGAGGCGGGGGCGGCAGGACGGGGGGCGGGGGCGGCCACCUGGCCCGGACCACCCCGGCCCGCCGCUCCGUCAACAAAGUGGUGUACGAUGACCACGAGAGUGACGACGACGACGAGGAGGAGGACAUGGUCUCGGAGGAGGACGAGGAGGAGGAGGAGGAUGGCGACGCCGAGGAGACCCAGGAUUCGGAGGACGAGGAGGAAGAUGACAUGGAAGAAGACGACGAUGACUCCGAUUAUCCGGAGGAGAUGGAAGACGACGACGACGACGCUAGUUACUGCACGGAAAGCAGCUUCAGGAGCCAUAGUACAUACAGCAGCACUCCAGGUAGGCGAAAACCAAGAGUACAUCGGCCUCGUUCUCCAAUAUUAGAAGAAAAAGACAUCCCACCCCUUGAAUUUCCGAAGUCCUCUGAGGAUUUAAUGGUGCCUAAUGAGCAUAUAAUGAAUGUCAUUGCCAUUUAUGAGGUCGUGCGGAACUUUGGCAACGUUUUAAGGUUGUCCCCUUUUUGCUUUGAGGACUUCUGUGCAGCUCUGGUGAGCCAAGAGCAGUGCACACUCAUGGCGGAGAUGCAUGUAGCGCUUCUGAAAGCAGUUCUUCGUGAAGAGGACACGUCUAACACCACCUUUGGCCCUGCGGAUUUGAAAGACAGUGUGAACUCCACCCUGUAUUUCAUCGACGGGAUGACGUGGCCGGAGGUCCUGAGGGUCUACUGUGAGAGUGACAAGGAGUACCACCAUGUCCUUCCUUACCAGGAGGCAGAGGACUAUCCCUACGGACCAGUGGAGAACAAAAUCAAAGUUCUGCAGUUUCUAGUCGAUCAGUUCCUUACGACCAAUAUUGCUCGUGAGGAGCUUAUGUCUGAAGGGGUAAUCCAGUAUGAUGACCAUUGUAGGGUCUGUCACAAACUGGGGGAUCUGCUCUGCUGCGAGACGUGCUCAGCUGUGUACCAUUUAGAGUGUGUGAAGCCGCCUCUUGAAGAGGUGCCGGAGGACGAGUGGCAGUGUGAAGUCUGUGUGGCACACAAGGUGCCUGGUGUGACUGACUGUGUCGCUGAAGUCCAAAAGAACAAACCCUAUGUUCGACAUGAACCUAUUGGAUAUGACAGAAGCCGUAGGAAAUACUGGUUUUUAAACCGAAGACUCAUAAUAGAAGAAGACACAGAAAAUGAGAAUGAGAAGAAAGUUUGGUACUACAGCACAAAGGUCCAGCUUGCAGAAUUAAUAGACUGCCUAGACAAGGAUUACUGGGAAGCAGAACUGUGCAGAGUUCUAGAGGACAUUCGGGAGGAGAUGCAGCAGCAUAUGGAUGUAACUGAAGACCUGACCAACAAGGCUCGUGGCAGCAACAAGUCCUUCCUAGCGGCAGCUAACGAGGAAAUUUUGGACUCCUUAAGAAUCAAACGAGGGGAAGAUAUUGACUGUGAUCAGAGCCCAGAAGACCCAGAAAAGGACAAGCAUGAGGGUGAGAACGACAGCUCCAAGGAUGCUGAGAAGAGCAGGGAGGAGGCAGAGGACCCAUCCCCAGACAAGGAUGCUGACAGCAAAGGCCUGGAGGAAGAGCCCGGCCAUGGAAAACCUGAGGGUGAUUUCAGACUGGAGAAGUCCAAUGGAGAAGUUUCCGAGUCCCCUGGAGCUGGGAAAGGAACGUCUGGGUCCACUCGCAUCAUCACCAGACUGAGGAACCCGGAGAGCAAACUCAGUCAGCUCAAGAGCCAGCAGGUGGCAGCUGCAGCCCAUGAAGCAAAUAAAUUGUUUAAGGAGGGCAAAGAGGUGCUGGUGGUUAACUCCCAAGGAGAGGUGUCACGGCUGAGCACCAAAAAGGAGGUGGUCAUGAAAGGGAACAUCAACAAUUAUUUUAAGCUGGGACAAGAAGGGAAGUAUCGAGUCUACCACAAUCAGUACUCGACCAAUUCAUUUGCUCUGAAUAAGCACCAGCACAGAGAAGACCAUGAUAAGAGGAGGCAUCUUGCACAUAAAUUCUGUCUCACUCCAGCUGGGGAGUUCAAAUGGAACGGGUCUGUUCACGGGUCCAAAGUCCUUACCAUCUCAACCCUGAGACUCACCAUCACACAGCUAGAGAGCAACAUCCCUUCAUCCUUCCUUCACCCCAAUUGGGCUUCACACAGGGCUAAUUGGAUCAAGGCUGUUCAGAUGUGCAGUAAACCCAGAGAGUUUGCAUUGGCUCUCGCUAUUCUGGAGUGUGCAGUUAAGCCGGUUGUGAUGCUGCCAAUAUGGCGGGAGUCUUUAGGACAUACCCGGUUACAUAGGAUGACAUCAAUUGAAAGGGAAGAAAAGGAGAAAGUUAAAAAAAAGGAGAAAAAACAAGAGGAGGAGGAGACAAUGCAGCAGGCCACAUGGGUAAAAUACACAUUUCCAGUGAAACACCAGGUUUGGAAACAGAAAGGUGAGGAGUACCGAGUGACAGGGUAUGGCGGCUGGAGCUGGAUUAGUAAGACACACGUUUACAGAUUUCUUCCCAAGUUACCAGGCAACACGAAUGUAAACUACAGAAAGCCCUUUGAUGGAGCCAAAAAUAAUACAGAUGAAAAUAAGGAUGAGUCAGAGAAAAGAAAAAGUCUACGAAGUCCAAAAAAAAUGAAGACAGAAUGUGAUUCUGAACAAGAUGAAACAAGAGAAGCAGACACCACAGCUGGAGCUGCCGCAGGGGCAAUGGAGCUGUCUAAGGAACCUGAGAAAAAGGACCAAGAUGUAAAAGAACUUUUAGAUUCUGAUAAUGACAAAUCCUUCAAGGAAGAACCAAUGGAGAUCGAUGAUACCAUGAAAACAGAGUCACAUGUGAGCAGUCUGGAAAGUGCAGAGGUAGAUGUGGUCAAUGUUAGUGAGGGCUUCCAUCUAAGGACUAGUUACAAAAAGAAAACGAAAUCCUCUAAGUUGGACGGGCUUCUGGAACGGAGGAUUCGACAAUUUACACUGGAAGAAAAACAGCGCCUUGAGAAGUUAAAGCUGGAGAGUGGGGUGAAGGGGGUGGGCAAGCCCCCCACGGGUGCUCUAAAAAGCUCCUCUGAGUCUCCAGUCUCCACAAAAGCAAGUGAAGGGCAUCAGGGUGACUUGCUUAGACAGGAGCAAAGCCCCAGUCCGAGUCAGGCUAGCACUGUGGACUUGGGGCUGGGGGGCUCCCAGAGUGACCCCUUGGUUCUUGGCAUCGGCCCUCCUAGUCUCAGCACGCACAAACCUGAUCCAAAAGAUCAAGCAUCAGAUGAUAUCUCCAUUCAGAGUUCAGGGCCAAACUGUCAGAGCCAGAACUCUGGUGAAAGCAGCCUGGAUGCCAGGGUCUCGGAACAAAGUCAGACUAAAACACAAGUGACCGACUCUACAACUGAUGACUCUAAACCAACCAGUGCAGACGAUGUUGGCACUUCAAUCUAUAAGAGCAAGAAGCUGCUCUCACAGGACGAUAGCAGCACCGUUGUGUCUUCUUCCAAGAGUACUUUACCUGCAUCAGUACCUAAAAGUCCCCGUGACAGAGAUGCCCGGGCCUUCUCAAAAGCAAUGGACUUUGAUGGGAGACUGAAGGUGUCAGACUCUGACUAUAGUAGCACUUUGGAAAAUAGCUCUGAUACUAUGUGUAUUCGGGACAGUGCUGAAGAAGAUAUGGUUGUUCAGAACAGCAAUGAAGCCACCUCUAAACGGUUCAUAACUCCAGACCAAGAUGUAGAAAGUGUGGAGUCAACAAAAUGUCAGUUAGUUUCUAAGUCUACUGAAAAUUGUGAAGACAAACUACAGGGUAAGGUAACUGAAGCAAAUGGUAAGAAACUGGGCCAGCAUCAAAAGCCAGAGGAGAGAGCAGUUAACAGAUGUACUGACCAAGUCAGUUUAAGACAUGGCACUGACAGAAAGAACAGUGAACCUCGAGAGUCUGAAAAGAAAGGACAGAAAGCAAAUAAAUUUCAAAUAAAUGGCAAAGAUAGUAAAGCUAAGGGGUACCUGAAGGGGCCAGGCAUGAAGGAUGGCUCCGAUGGUAAAGUUGUGAGUAGUGCUGUAGAACCAAAGGUCAAUAACAUCAAUAAAGUCAUCCCUGGGAAUACCAAGUCACUGGCUGGGAAGGAAUCUGCUGCGAAGCCCUUCAUCAACGGUGACAUCAUUAUGGAAGAGUUGAGUGAACAAAACACUUCAGAAACCAACUCAUACUCACUGAGUUCUUCAGAUGCCAAAGGUAAUCACCAAGAUGGCCUCCAUACCCUACCAUCCACCAAAGAGUCUGCCAGUACCCAGGUAAUCAUGCCCCCAGCCCCUUGUCCAGAUCGGAACUCACUUAGUCAGGUGGAAGAUAUGGAAACUGAGAGUCCAGAGGUUAAGAAAGUUAUCCCGUCUCCUAUUAGGACUGGAAAGGACUCUAACCUUAGCAAGGGCUUCAUGGAUGACAACGGACUACCUUCCAGCAAAGAUGAGACUAUCAAUGGAGAAUCCCAAAGAAAGACAGUCAUCACAGAAGUCACCACAAUGACAUCUACUGUUGCCACAGAAUCAAAAACUGUCAUUAAGGUAGCAAAAGGCGACAAGCAGACUGUGGUUUCUUCCACAGAAAAUUGUGCCAGGUCCACAGUCACAACUACCACUACCACUGUGACAAAGCUCUCCACACCCUCCCCAGACGCUGGUGUGGACGCCAUCUCUGUAAAGGAGCAGAGUACAACCGUGGUCACCACGACAGUGACGGACUCCCUGACCACUGCAGGGAGCACACUGGUGACAUCUAUGACCGUGAGCAAAGAGUACUCCACGAGAGACAGGGUGAAACUGAUGAAGUUCUCACGACCCAAGAAGACCCGCUCAGGAACUGCCCUGCCGUCCUAUAGGAAGUUCAUUACCAAGAGCAGCAAAAAGAGCAUAUUUGUGUUACCUAAUGAUGACUUGAAAAAGCUGGCCAGAAAAGGAGGGAUCCGGGAAGUCCCUUACUUUAAUUAUAAUGCAAAACCUGCCUUGGAUAUAUGGCCAUAUCCUUCUCCUAGACCAACCUUUGGUAUCACAUGGAGGUAUAGACUUCAGACGGUAAAGUCCUUGGCGGGAGUGAGCCUGAUGUUACGGUUGCUGUGGGCCAGUUUGAGAUGGGAUGACAUGGCAGCCAAGGCUCCUCCAGGAGGAGGGUCUACACGGACAGAAACAUCUGAAACUGAAAUCACAACCACAGAGAUAAUUAAGAGGCGUGAUGUGGGCCCAUACGGCAUUCGUUCUGAGUAUUGUAUCAGGAAGAUCAUUUGCCCCAUUGGAGUUCCAGAAGCACCAAAAGAAACACCCACACCUCAGCGGAAGGGCCUUCGAUCAAGUGCACUUCGGCCAAAGAGACCAGAGACACCCAAGCAGACGGGCCCUGUUAUCAUUGAGAGCUGGGUAGCAGAAGAGGAGCUGGAGCUCUGGGAGAUCAGGGCUUUUGCUGAAAGAGUGGAGAAAGAAAAGGCUCAAGCAGUGGAGCAGCAGACCAAGAAACGUUUGGAGCAGCAGAAGCCUGCAGUCAUUGCAGCAUCCAACACGUCCCCAGCAAACAACACAAGCAGCACUGUCUCUCCAGCUCAGAAGGUGAUGGUGGCUCCCUUAAGUGGCUCGGUCACCCCUGGAACAAAGAUGGUGCUGGCCACAAAAGUUGGCUCUCCCGCCACAGUCACAUUCCAGCAAAACAAGAACUUCCAUCAAACUUUUGCCACAUGGGUGAAGCAAGGCCAGUCCAAUUCAGGUGUGGUCCAGGUACAGCAGAAGGUCCUGGGAAUCAUUCCAUCGACUACAGGUCCAAGCCAGCAAACCUUUACUUCAUUCCAGCCCAGGACUGCAACCGUCACAAUUAGACCCAAUACCUCAGCCUCUGCAGGAACCACUACCACGUCACAGGUGAUCACAGGGCCUCAGAUCCGCCCUGGCAUGACAGUGAUUAGGACACCACUCCCGCAGCCAGCACUGGGAAAGGCCAUCAUUCGAACCCCAGUGGUGGUGCAGCCAGGCACACCCCAACAAGUUGUAACUCAAAUCAUCCGAGGACAGCCUGUUUCCACUGCCAUCUCUGCUCCAAGUACAGCUUCUUCAGCACCUGUGCAAAAGGGCUUAACUCCAGGAGCAGCGGCUGGACCUCUGCAGCCUUCAGCCCCACACAGCCCUCGUCCUCAGCAAGGGCAAGUGAAGCUCACCAUGGCUCAGCUCACUCAGCUCACUCAGGGCCACGGGGGCAACCAAGGUUUGACAGUGGUGAUUCAAGGACAAGGGCAGACAACUGGACAGUUGCAGCUGAUACCUCAGGGCAUGACAGUCCUGCCAGGGCCGGGACAGCAGCUCAUGCAAGCCGCAAUGCCAAAUGGCACCGUUCAGCGGUUCCUCUUUACCCCACUAUCAACAUCAGCCACGGCCGCCAGCAGCAGCAGCAGCAGCAGCAGCAGCACUACUAAUGCUACAGCAGCAGGCUCAGGGGAACAAAAACAGAGUAAACUAUUACCCCAGAACCAGGUACAACCAGCAACAACCCUGGCACCAACUCAGUCAUCGAGUGUGACUCCAGCAGAAGCCCAGCCACAGCCUGCUCAGCCUGCAGUCCAGCCCCAGCCCCAGCCCCAGCCCCCAGCUCAGCCUGAAGUCCAGACCCAGCCAGCUGUCUCGUCCCCUGUCCCUACUGAGACACAGCCCUCCCAAGUACAGACAUCUAAACCCCUGGCUGCAACACAGUGUCAGCCUCAGAGCAGUGUACAAGGACAGUCUCCUGUUCGUGUCCAGAGCCCACCACUGACUCGAAUACGUCCAUCAACUCCAUCCCAAGUGACUCCUGGACAGCAACCCCAGGUUCAGACUACAGCCUCACAGCCGAUUCCAAUUCCACCCCCCACAUCUCUGCAGGCACCUUCCCAAGGCCAACCACAGUCACAGCCCCAGGUACAGUCUUCAACUCAAACUCUUUCAUCAGGACAGACAUUAAAUCAAGUUACUGUUCUAUCCCCAUCCUGUCCUCAGCCCCAAGUCAUUGCUGUGCCUCAGCUCCAGCAAGUCCAGGUUCUCUCUCAGAUCCAGUCGCAGGUUGUGGCUCAGAUUCAGGCUCAGCAAGGUGGUGUGCCCCAGCAAAUCAAACUGCAGUUGCCCAUUCAAGUUCAGCAAAACAGUGCUGCGCAGACUCAGAGUGUGGUCACAGUGCAGGCAGCCAGUGUGCAGGAGCAGUUGCAGAGGGUUCAGCAACUCAGGGAUCAGCAGCAAAAGAAGAAGCAGCAGAUAGAAAUUGAGCGUGAACACACCCUCCAAGCUUCUAACCAAAGUGAAAUCAUUCAGAAACAGGUGGUGAUGAAGCAUAAUGCUGUAAUAGAACAUUUAAAACAGAAAAAGACCAUGACUCCAGCUGAAAGAGAAGAAAAUCAAAGAAUGAUUGUCUGUAACCAGGUGAUGAAGUAUAUUCUGGAUAAGAUAGAUAAAGAAGAAAAACAGGCGGCCAAGAAACGCAAGCGGGAGGAGAGUGUGGAGCAGAAGCGGAGCAAACAGAAUGCCAGCAAGCUCUCUGCUCUGCUGUUCAAACACAAGGAGCAGCUCAAAGCCGAGAUCCUGAGAAAGAGAGCUCUCCUGGACAAAGAGCUGCAGAUCCAAGUGCAGGAAGAGCUGAAAAGAGACCUGAAAAUGAAGCGAGAGAGGGAGGUGGCCCAGGCGGUACAGGCCAGUGCUGCCGCAGUGCCCACACCCUCCGUGCCAGCCCCUGUGCCAGCGCCCGCACCGGCAGCCCUUCCCGCUCCUCCUCGUUCUCCGCCUCCCUCCACACACAGUCUGCUACCUGCAGGCCACUCCACAACCCCACUGCCUGUCGCUUCCCAGAAGAGGAAGCGGGAGGAGGAGAAGGACUCUAAGUCCAAGAAGAAGAAGAUGAUCUCCACCACCUCAAAGGAGGCCAAGAAGGACACCAGGCUAUAUUGCAUCUGCAAGACACCGUACGAUGAGUCCAAAUUUUAUAUUGGCUGUGAUCGGUGUCAGAAUUGGUACCACGGGCGCUGUGUUGGCAUCUUGCAAAGUGAGGCAGAUCUCAUUGAUGAGUAUGUCUGUCCACAGUGCCAGUCGACAGAGGACGCCAUGACAGUGCUCACACCACUGACAGAGAAAGAUUAUGAGGGCUUGAAGAGGGUGCUGCGCUCCUUACAGGCCCACAAGAUGGCGUGGCCUUUCCUUGAACCGGUAGACCCCAAUGAUGCACCGGAUUAUUACGGUGUUAUUAAAGAGCCAAUGGACCUUGCCACCAUGGAAGAAAGAAUACAAAAACGGUAUUAUGAAAAGCUGACAGAGUUCGUGGCAGAUAUGACCAAAAUUUUUGAUAACUGCCGUUACUACAAUCCCCGUGACACCCCUUUUUACCAGUGUGCAGAAGUUCUUGAAUCAUUUUUUGUACAGAAACUAAAAGGAUUCAAGGCCAGCAGGUCUCAUAACAACAAGCUGCAAUCUACAGCUCCUUAGAACUCAGCGUGUCUGUCACCUAAGCUAGACACAGCAAGUCUGGCGCUCUGAACUAUUUAAAUUAAAGCGCCAGGUGUUUUCAGUCAGGCUACCCUGACAAGACCGUAACCUCGUUCAUAUUGGUCACAACAGUCCAGUUGUAUUCUUGGCCAAUUUUGUCCAACGGACAAAGGAAAAGCAAAGUCAACGGCACCGUUGUCUUGUCGAGAGCAAAUGGCUUUACUAUUGUGGCAGAAGCAGGAAACUUUGUUUAUUGAAAAAAAAAAAAAGAAAAAGCAAGAAAAAAAAAGAUACUAUGGGGUCACGUGUAACUCCGUGGGAAUGCCACAUCUGCUCUUCAGUGAAGAAGCUGUUUAGAGUCUCACAGAAAACUUUUUGACUGUAUUUAUUUAUUGUUGCAAAAAAAAAGACGCUUUUUUAUUGCUGCCCUCAUUUGUCAGCUAAUUAUUUUUUCUUAUACAAAUCCAGCCCUGGUUCCGUGUAUCCACCCUGUAUCCUAUCAUGAUUCCUGUAGGUGACGUACAAGGCAACCUCUAGGUGUCUUUUCUUUCUAUGAAAGGAGCUGCUAUGUACACAUGUGCACACACAACUGGGAAUCAACAAUGAGUUUAUUGUUCACGGGAGACACAAGUGAAGCUUGCAGAAAGGUUGGGCUAAGUGGUCCUGGACUACAGACUUAGUUGCCUUGAAUACACCAGUACAAAUUGUCAUUUUCUCUGCACCAGGCUAAAUGAGGAAAAUCUCUAUUUGAAGGUAUCUUGUUUGUAAACAUUGUCAGAUUCUAAUUUUUUUCUUUUUGUAUUAAAAUUCAACUAUGGAUGUAUAUGAAUCGAAAUAAAUGGAGAUAAUUUUUCUCCCACAGAUGGAGGUCUCUUUGAAUGUGCGCUAUGAUUACCUGUAAGCCUUUGUGGGGGAUGGAGGGGGGGAGAGACCAGGAAUGACAGGCAGACCUUGAUUUCUCUAGAAUAGCAGAGGCCCUUCCUUUCCUAAGUCCCUUGUCACCACAUCAGAGAAAAUCUCCAGGGAGCCGGUCCCUUGCAUCCCUUGGUCAUCCCUGUAUUAACGGGAAUAUGACACAGUACAAGUUGCCUUCAUCCUCACCUUCCAAAACUGUAGGCAGAUUCCCGUGUGGGAUGAAGGGUGUUUGCUGGCCGGGUUCCUUCGGGUUUUGUUAGUUGCAGGGUAGAGGAUUGAGCAGACAGGCUUCCCCUGCAUCUUCCUCCUGCGGGUGCUCUCACCCUCCCUCCCCUUGGAGCUGCUUGCUGGGUUGUGAAAACCAGCCAGAAUUGGGUCAGGCUGCCGCCUCGCAGAUGUUUUCCUAGAUUUUGCACUAGUCCAUAUUAGCCUUGUCCUGCUGGGUUCUAGAAUCUACCUAGUCUUUGUUUUUUAAAAGCCGUCUCUGUGCAUUUGGUGUCGCCCUGCUAUGCAAAGCCUUCCCCAGCCCUUAGUUUCUUGAAAGGAAACUGUGGCAACAGUUGGCAAAUUCUUCCUUAUGACAGGCUCAGGUGUACAGGUUCUUCUGGGUCACGUGCUCUAUUGAAGCCAACUCCCCCUGUGCAUAAAAAUGUCACUUUAGCCUAUGCUUACAGCUAAAGAGACUUAACUGCUCAAUAUGGUAACAGUUUUUGCUUAAACUAUUAAGGUGGAAGUAGUUAAAUACAGGCUAUUUUGUCCUUUUAGUUUACAAAAAAAAGAAAAAAGAAAAAAAUGUUCCACGUUGUAAGCACUGUGCUGAUGCAAGAAUUCUACAUCCUAAUGAUACAAAGUGAUUCUGCAUCUCCCCACGUCCAGCAUCCCUGUACUAUCUAUUCAUAUAUCUAAGUAUAUAUGGGCUUAAUCACUUAAGCUUGUUGCAGCAAGAGCUUUCCUACCUGUAGGCAAUAGAUUGCUAUGUUUUUAACAAAUUGUAGCAAAUUCUAAAUAAUCCUUUUUGUACGUAAUAGGACAUUUCAUCCUAAAAAAAAAAAUAAAGUAAUGUUUUUGACAUUGGAUUCUGUGCAGUUUCUAAUGAAACAAUGACUGGUUGGGUCAAUGUUUGCUAUAUUUUCUGAAGCUGUUGGCAUUGCCAAGUUGUACAGAAAGGGGGGGGGUAUGGGUUGUGGAUUCCUGAGACCAGGAAGAUGUGAAUUUCUUAUUUGUGUACUUAAUGGUAUAAAGACUUUUGCAAUUUCUAUCACCAUAUAAAGACAUUUUAUAAUUUUAUCAGACUAUGGAGUUUUAGUCUUUCAAAAGGAAUUUUUGAAAAACGUACAUUAUUUCAAAAGCUGCUUUUCUACAAAUCUCAUUUGACAUACUUCUGCUACUUAAUAAAAGUGUUAAGCUUUGCUCCAGCAGACCGAGUGGGCUGAUGCGCAUUUGUGAUAUGGAUAGGGCUCAGGUUUUGUGCCUAGAAGUUGUAUUUCUUUGCUUUGAUAGAUUUCUUCGGCAAAAAGUAUUUUUUAGCAUUUCCUGUGCUCAUCUCCAAAUUCACAGUUUAAGACCAUUUCUUAAGAGAUAUUUUCAUAACAGCGGUAAGGCUUUUUUCUCCUGUGCAGAUUCUUCAGGGUUUGUAUUUACUGUCCUAUGCUAGGUCAAAGAAAUUGCGAUCUUUUGGAGAUGUUUUCUAUAGUAAAAAAUGACCUUUUUCUACUGGGGGUGGCCUGGAGUGCUGUGUGGGGCCCUCACAGUGUGCUGCUGUCUGUAACCUAAACUCAAGAUGUGCAAAUAAAACUUCUUUCCCUGUCUCCGUC
This is a messenger RNA of Mus pahari (shrew mouse), 11337 nucleotides long. It is a transcript of the gene Bptf, whose product is annotated as bromodomain PHD finger transcription factor. Gene Ontology annotation, cellular component: NURF complex. Lineage: Eukaryota; Metazoa; Chordata; Mammalia; Rodentia; Muridae. The coding region runs from base 317 to 8608 and encodes 2763 amino acids. Gene Ontology annotation, molecular function: zinc ion binding; RNA polymerase II cis-regulatory region sequence-specific DNA binding. Gene Ontology annotation, biological process: regulation of transcription by RNA polymerase II. The transcript has 28 exons. The record is from RefSeq and is a predicted model, not a curated record.